AUGGAAAGAGAUAAAAGCAACAAUGAAUCGUACAAAUUGCGUUCCACUGAAAGCAUCAGGAUGAGCGUGUUAUCACUUAUUGUUUUGAUAUAUCUCGCUACAGUAAUUCAAUUAAGAAUUCGCGAAGAACUGCAGAAUGUUUUACAAAGAUUUCAAGAAGGAUUUUCUGACAAAACCAGUUUGCUCGCCGGUACCAAAAAUGUCUUGAUAGAAGAGUAUUGGAAUGACAUUCCAAUAUGGGAUUAUCGAACAGAAGCUCAAAUGACGAAACUAGAUUCAUUGAUUAUGCUGAUAGAGCUCUGUCGCGAUGUGAAUGAGACCACCGCUGCUCUAAAUGUCCUCUCACAAUAUGUAUACUUUCCGAUUACUGUUAUUGAAGGUAAACCAAAACGUAAUAACUUACUGAGUCGAGCUGUUGCCGCCCGUGAUAUUAACUGA
Molecule: messenger RNA, 438 nt
Organism: Loa loa (African eye worm)
Lineage: Eukaryota; Metazoa; Nematoda; Chromadorea; Rhabditida; Onchocercidae
Exons: 4
Coding region: 1-438 (145 amino acids)
Source: RefSeq, a predicted model, not a curated record